AUUUUGUCUGUAUGUGUUAGUUUCAAAAACCUAAGUCAGAGGAAUUCAUAUUUUGUAAUUUGGAAUAUCCUUAAAAAACAUCUUAUACUCAUUUUGAUUACUGCAGUGUAAAUAUCCUAAGCUUUUGAUUGGUGUACUGGAAUUUUGGUCUGUAGUUGAAUUUCUAGAAAGAAGAAAACAUAGGAGAGAAUAAAUUAGUAGCAGAAUAUUAGGUAUGAUUUAUUUAAGUAGAGUCCAGGAUCCGCUUUGAGGUCACUAUAUUUGUGUGUUCCAAAUUCUAAGUGGUCAUUGAGUCCCAUAAGCAGAGUACAGUAAUGUUUUAAAAUAAUGUUUAACAGAAAUGAUUUGGUGCUACAUUGUAUUAAAGUGUAAAAUUGACCCCAGAGCUAGAUUUUAAAAUCUUUGUAGUUAAUUAGGCUUCAUGUUGGACCUGCCCAAAAAAAGAAUGAAGGACUGAGAUAUUUCAAGAUGGUACUUGUCCAAACCAAAUGAGCUGAGAGAUUUUGGUGUGCUUCACUUGGUUCCCUGACUUGAUAGGUCAGCCCGGACAGUUAUCUUCCCAUGGUGACUUCCCCCAGCCACCCAAGCACUAGGCUGCCUGUUCUAGUAAUUUAUCAGUUGUUUUGGAAAUGACUGUGUUCUCUUGCAUUUGUGUCAUUUUAUUGAUAGUUUGGAUAAUAAGUAUCUUGAGGAAAAGCAAAAGCCAUAUCAUGUAAUGGCAAAAUUAAUGAGCACACGUAAGUUUUUUUAAGAGCUAUUGUUAUGUCACUGUACCCGUGAAUAUACUUUUUUAACUUAGCCACCUGUCUCCAGCUUUGUAACUGUCAGAGAUCAUGAACCCUGUGAGAAAUAGAGGAGGAGGAAGGGACUAAUGUGUUAUAUGUAUGCAGGCUUGUAUGCUGGUCAUUUUACCUACUUUUUCACUUAUUUCUCAACAGUCCUGUGAGGAAACAAAUAGGCCCAGUUUCUGAUAAAUGCAUCCAUGGUUACCAGGUGGGGACCAAGGCAUACUGAACACAUUUUUUAGCAGCUGGGCAACAACAGAUAUCAGAAAACACCUGCCGUUUAUUUAUAACCUAAGCAGCAUCUCUAUAUACUCCUACCUCCCGGCAUUUAAAGUGUUUGGUGCAAGUGCCAAAGUUGUGCAUUUCCUGGGACGAGUCAAACCAUGGAAUUAUACUUAUGAUCCCAAAACAAAAAGUGUCAAAAGUGAGGCCCAUGAUCCCAACAUGACUCAUCCAGAGUUUCUCAUCCUGUGGUGGAACAUCUUUACCACCAACGUUUUACCUCUGCUUCAACAAUUUGGCCUUGUCAAAGACACCUGCUCAUAUGUAAAUGUGGAAGAUGUCUCAGGAGCCAUAUCACAUCUGUCCCUUGGGGAGAUCCCAGCUAUGGCACAGCCGUUUGUAUCCUCGGAAGAACGGAAGGAACGAUGGGAACAGGGCCAGGCUGAUUAUAUGGGAGCAGAUUCCUUUGACAACAUCAAGAGGAAACUUGACACUUACCUCCAGUAGAAACACUGCAUUUUUCUGUGAACACAUCCACUUCACAAGCCUUGUUUCUGAUACUUAGUAUCUAGAGCUGGGUUGAGAAAAGUCUGUUACAGUUGCUAGAGGUUUUCAUUAAAACUUAUCAGAUGAGAGGCUUUUUUAGGAUAAGAGGUGAGAACUGGGCAAAAGUUGUGAAGCAGCAAUUCUGUUAUAUGGACAGUGUUCUGCUUUUUAAUCCUAUUUAGCUUGUUUCAGAAAUUCUCACUUUUGUUGACUGCCAACAUACAAAGUAAGGGAAACUCAAGAUAUUAAGAUGGCUGUAUCAGUUCUUAAAAUCUGCAGAGCCUGGUUCAAAAUCAGUCACUCCCUUCAGAAGCAGACAUGGCAUCUGUUCCUUGCUUGCUUGUUGGUUGUGUACCUUUCACGAGACCUGAAUUUUAGAAUUGCCCAGUGCUGCCAGAGUGAGUGAGUGUAAUUCUCCUUUCAGGUAAAGAUAGGCUAUCUCAACACUGCUGAGUGAUUCAUAAACAUAUCAACCAAUAGCAUUAACCCAUUUUAUUUCCUGUCCUUAGUGUCUGAAGAUGCUCACCAGUUUUCUGUGUACAGUAAGGCAGCAUGCUAAAAUGCUUUUGUUCAGUUCUGUAUAUUUGAAAAUAGCAGUGUGUUCUCUGAUGGUUACCUGCAGUGGCACCCUGUACAAAAAAUAAAAGACUUAUUGCUGUAUCUUGGUUGUUUAAUUAAAUUAAGGAAUUUCACCAUACACCCUUGAACAAAUCUAUUAGGGAAUUUUUCACAAUUUUUGGAAUUUGUCAUAGUUUUAAAAAAGUGUAAAGCUUGACAUUGGGAUAUAUGCUUUAAAAACUGGUAUCUAUGAUUUCAAUCUAAUUGUUUUUCUGUGAUGGUGAUGGAUCUGACAGAUCAGAACAAACCGAGAUCAAACUUACAUAGUGUCAUCCACACUGCACCUCUCUAUUAAGUGGGUAUUUAGCUAUUUAGAAUAUUUUAACCUUAAAGUCAUUCCUAACUGUCAGAAUCAAUACUGGGUCCAGUCCCUACUAGUAUUUUAUCUAUGAUUUAAAAUGAUAGAAUGGAAAAGCGUAUUUAUUAAAUUUAUAGAUCAUUCUAGGUUGUAAGAGAUGGCAAGCUAAAGAAGGGUAGGAUCCAAGAUGACCUUUUAAAACUAAAAUGAGUGGUCAGAAAUGAUUCUAUGGAAGAAAACAGGACAGUUAACCAUGACAGGAAGAAACUUUAGAGGUUUGAUUGGGCAAAAGCUGCAAAGCUUUUGUGACUUAGCCUUCAAAGUCACCCUCCUUAUUCAUAUUGAUGUGAAUUAAUAUACAAGCAUAUAGACAGCUUAAGUCAAGAAUGGUUGGGGCCACCUUGAAGGCUGUUACCAUAGGAGCUCAAUAAGAACCUGAGGAUUUACCUAGAAUUAUAAAAUAUUAAAUGAUAAAUGACUUCUGAAACUAGCUAUUUGGACUGGUGAAGAAUGAGUCGCUAUUGAUCUUCAAGUACAAUGAAGCAUUUACCAAAGAUUUAUUUAAGUGCCUCCAUGUGUCAGAUGCUGUGGUACAAAGAAGGACUUCUCAAAAUUUUAGCUAGUCAGAGGUCUUUCUGGCUUCCGAGUCCCUGGUUAAGAUGAACAGAAACACAGUCUUCAGAUAUAAAAUGUCUUAUUUUUGUGGCCAUUCAGUUGCAUUCAACGUUAAUUUUUUCUAUUUACUACCGUUCAUUCUCUAUUUUUUACACAGUAGCAUAACAAAGCUCUAAGGUGGAAAAGCUGACAUAGUUUUAAAUUUUUUUUUUUUUUUUUUUUUUUCUUGAGGCAGAGUCUUGCUCUGUCAGUCAGUCACCAGGCUGGAGUGCAGUGGUGCAGUCUCGGCUCACUGCAACCUCUGCCUCCUGGAUUCAAGAGAUUCUCCUACCUCAGCCUCCUGAGUAGCUGGGACUACAGGCACGCACCACCACGCCCAGCUAAAUUUUGUAUUUUUAGUAGAGACAGGUUUCACCAUGUUGCCAGGAUGGUCUCAAUCUCUUGACCUCGUGAUCCACCGGCCUUGGCCUCCCAAAGUGCUGGGAUUACAGGCGUGAGCCACUGCACCCAGCAAAUUUUUAAAUUUCAAAUAAGUAGUGAAGGCUAUUAUUAACUUUUGGAAUCAGAAAGAAUGACAAGCUUACCAUAAGACAUAGCAUAUAAUGCUGUCAAGUUAUUUGGCUAGAAAAUCACUGAACUAAACAUUCUUUUCCUUCUAUGAUCUAUGUCUUAAGGUGAAGUAUUAACUAACUUUUCCAUGUAAAGCUAUACAAAUAUUGGAAAAUCUUUUCUAGGGAGUCCAGAAUACUAAGGGUUACUUAGUAAAAUGUAUAAAAAGGCAACAGUAAUUCAAAUUACAAGAUUUAUAUUUGCAGAGGUGAUCCAUAUAUACUUAUCCCCUUGCAGUGGCUGGUAUGACCUUUGGUUGUAAGACAAACUUGCCCACAACAGAGGUCAAAUCCAUGCCUUUGGAGAUUAGCUCCAUGGUGGAUGGAGCUAUGGUUUAUGCAUAAAGUAAAUGUUUGUUUACCUUAAUUCUCCUUAUACCCAUAUUGUCCUGCUGUAUAACACAUUUUGCAGAUAUUUUGAAGUUAAUGUGUUAAAAACUUGAGGUUAAACAUUUGAGUUUUUGUUAAGAGCCAAACAUCAAAUGUGCCCUUAUAUUUUUAAUGAAUCUCAUCCAAAUGCUAAUGCAUAAACCUUGACAAGUAGUAUAAAUAAAACAAGAAAAAAAUACAGCAAUGUCUUUGCCAUUCCCCAAAACAAAGCACACACUGCCGAAGAUCAUUAGUACUCACUGGUAACAAACUACAUAGGGUUAGUUUGUAUUUCCAAUUCUAGAGCUGUAAUUUUAAGGACAAAAUGUACAAUGAUUGAUUAAGAGUGCUAUCUGUGUAUAUAUAGGUAUUAUCACAACUCCUUUUUUUCUUCCAGAUGAAGAAAUUAAUUGGGACCAAUGUUUUUAGAUCAAGGCAUUUUAAAUAAGCACUCUUGAUUUCUGAACAAGAAUUUCAACCAGCUAAAUUGAGCAAAAUAAAGUUAGUUAGGAUAUGAGGACAUUAUUCUGUUACAGUAAUCUUCAUGUACUCUCAAAAAAAUGUAACACUUGCAUAGAAAUGUCACAAUUAAUGAAGGAUUUUAUUUGAAGAUAAAGUCAAAAUUAUGGCACCGAGGAAGGUAAUAAACAUUUGAAAUUUUUAUUGAUUUUUAAAUUUAAAAUCCAGUUUUAACCACAAAAUUGUUUGAAUCACAAGUGGUAAUACAAUGUCUUCAAUAUUUUUCUAAAGUUAUUUUUCUAUAUAAUAAUAAGACAACAGCAUAGCAUAUAGGAAGUUUUCAUUCCAGUGGCUUUUUUAUAUAUUUAUCCUUCUUAGGAAGGACAAAUUAAAUUUUUUAAAUUAAACUUUUAAAAUAUAACAACAUCUAACAGAACUGUACAAAACAAAGAGACAUUUUUUAAACAACUUGCCAAACUUACUUAUGAGUGUGUUUUAAAAACAACUUUGUAAAUGUCUGGGCAAAGAAGCAAGCUGUCCUCCCUUUACCUUCAUAGUGAGUUUGUAAGGCUUUGUCUUUGUAAGCAGAAAGAGUAGACUGUGUUGUUUUUUGCCAAAAACUGUUUAUACUUAAUCUCACUGAAGUAUUGCUAUAUGGAGAACCCAUACUCUGAUCAACUUGAUUUUUUGUGUGUAAUGCUUGAUCUACCAGGUAACUUCCCAACUGCUCCUAAUGCUAGCGGGCUAAUCCCACAUUAUUAUUCCACUAUCAUCCCUGCAGAAAGGUCUUGGUUUUGAUGAAAAUCAGCCCUUUCCUUACCUGCUACUGCCUCAAAAAGGGACCAGGAAGAUUCUAGCUGGCUAAUUCACUGUUCCCUUUGAGCAAGAAAACGGCACAGGGAGAAAAGGACUUAUCUGGUGAGAGAUUUGGCAUAUACCUUCAAUGUGUGCCCUAUAACACAACAUUGUCUCCGAUCUCAUCUUUCUAUCAAAUGACUUCCAACACUCUUAAGUCUCAGGUAUUCUUAAAUCUGUAUCAUCAAACAUGAAGCUUCUCUUGUUUGUUAGAGUAAUUAAUCUUUCUUUGGAUUAAAGUUUCCCUUUGAAAUAAAACCACCUACCUAAUCUGACUGCUAAAUUUCUAGCUUCUUUGUUUUAAAUAUGCUCAGGAGUCAACCCAAAUUCUGCAGCAAAUAAGUUUGCUUAUUAACAAAAAAGUAAAAAAAAAAGAAAAGAAAAAAGAUGACUAAUUCUACAGAUAGCUGUAAGGAUGAAUUACUCAAGUUCAAAAUCAAAUUCUGAUUCUAAACACAUAACAAUUGUUUACAUUCAGGAUUAAGAUGUCUUUAAGAGUUGAAACGACUUUGGAGAUCAUCCAGCCCAACUUCCAUCCAGAUAUCACGCCUCUCACAUAUAGUAGUCUUCUGAAUUAUAAAAAUUUAUAAAGUUACUUCCAAAAAAAGCUACAUAAAUAAAAAUUAUCUAUUUAUAGAAAUAUCUAUUUAGCAGUUCCAUAAUUUAAAAUAUUCAAAUCAAAUUGGGUAGGACUGGUUUGCCUCUCACUCCCACAGACUAUAUUUAUACCUCAGACACAGCAAGUUACAUUUAAACAAUGAGUGUAGUACUACUUAACUAAAAUGGAAAAAAUAGUACUCUUAACAUAAUCCCUAAUUUUUUCAUGAACAUAAAACUCCAAGUCAUUUAUGUGAACUAUAUCUCAAUGUAGCUGUAGGAAAAAUAAAAACCUGUGCUAACCUGGACUUUGGUCUCAUUUAAGAUUUGGUUCUGGAAUGCAAAUAUGGUUUUUGAAAGCCCAAUAAAAUUAAUUCUUGUAUA
Molecule: messenger RNA, 6356 nt
Organism: Homo sapiens (human)
Lineage: Eukaryota; Metazoa; Chordata; Mammalia; Primates; Hominidae
Gene: GYG1
Product: glycogenin 1
Exons: 5
Coding region: 975-1514 (179 amino acids)
Biological process (GO): glycogen biosynthetic process
Cellular component (GO): nucleus; cytoplasm
Molecular function (GO): glycosyltransferase activity; glycogenin glucosyltransferase activity
Source: RefSeq, a predicted model, not a curated record